CCACAGCGUGCAAGAUGGUGGCGACCAGGAGAGGAGUCCGAGUGAGCUCUCCGACUAGAACCGAGCCGGAGCCGCCGGCCGAAGUUCAGGCCACGCCUUCUGGCCGGAGAACCAGGAGUACUGCUGUGAAACAAGCAGAGAGCCCGACCCAGCAGGCGUCAGUGGAGGCCUGCAUCCAUCUUCAGAAGACUGCAGAAGACAAUCCCCUCACCACGCCGAGAAGAAGAUGCACCAGAGCGUCCAGACUCCACAGUCCGGAGCAGCCCUCCACCCCGGUGGGCUCCACCCACGAGGCAGACGUGUCGGACAUGGAGUCCUGCGGCUCCACGGCGUCCAACGCAGAAACACCGGUGAUGCGCACCAGGAGCAGGAGGAGGCAGCCUCGGGCGGCACGCCAGGAAGACGAGGAGGUGUCUGAGGUGGAGUCGUGCUGCUCUGCUGUAUCGGCAUCCAAACCUCCCCAAAGCAGCCGCCGGAGCACGAGAAGGAAGACGGUUCCUGAAAGUUCUGAUGUGGAGAAAGGAGACGGUAAAGCUGAGGAGUCCUGCAGCUCUGUGGUGUCCGAGUCCCAGAGAGUCACCAGAAGUCAGAGGAAACCUGCCAGAACGUCGGCCAAACAGCAGACCGAGGACUCGGAGCUCUCAGGCGCUGAAAGCUGCACUUCCAGCGUCUCAGGAGCUGAAGUUUCCAAAUCGGCCGCCCGCAGAUCUACGAGACCCAGGAGGCAGCCCCGUCCCAUCCCCAUGCACCUGGACGAGCCGUCGGACGGCUCUCAGUCUCCUGCAUCGACGGGCCGACGGACCAGAGCGGCGAGAGGGAAGGCGGCGGUGGAGGGCAGCGAGCCUCAGUCGGACGGGUUUGAGUCCGGACCCACUUACAGCAUCAGCACACGGAGACGGAGCAGGGCCACGGGUCCUAGAGCCGUGGACUCAGACUCUGAGGUGACGGAUGUGCAUUCCCCGGUGAGCAGCCCGACGAGAGGCAGAGGGACGCCCUGCAGCAGCCGGACAGGCUCAGGGAACAGCAGCCGCGGAGCUCCGACCUCCAGACGCUCGGCCAGAGACUUCAGCGCCGUUAAAGAAAAUGUUGAAGAACCAGCCGAGGAGGACGUCUCGUUAAACGACUCCAGAUUAGAAAGCACAGUGAUCAGCGUGGACGCAGACUGCACGCUGGUGGAGGAAGAAGAAGAAGAAGAGGAGGAGAGCCAGACUAAGGCUGAAGAACAAGAAGUCGUGGAUGAUGUAGCAAAAGUGGAAAAGGAAGCAUCAGAUAGUUCAGUCUGUGCCGUUGGAGAGCCUGCAGUGAUUAGCAGAGACCAGCAGGAGGAGCCGUCUGCUGAAAAUGAAGCCGGGGACACCUCAGAGAUGGAGAGGAUGCAGGAAACAGCCCCAUCAUCAGAGCCGGCUCAGCCUUGCCAAUCAGUUACAGUAACAGUAGAUGAGAGGGCCUCUGAAAUCACCGAGGACACCGAGGAGGACGUCAUGGAGGCCGCCGGUGUGGACGCUCCACAGGCAGACGGGCCUCUGGCUGCUGCUGAGGAAACCCGGCCCAGUGAGGAGGAGGAGGAGGAGGAGGAGGAAAUGGAAGUCAGCACGUUGACAACAGACGCUCAGCAGGUGGUUGAGUCCGUUCAGGUGACGUCGAGCCAGCAGCACAAGGUCACUGUGGACUCUGACCCCGAGCAGGAACCGAAAGACGUCGUGGUUCAGAACAGAACCGUGAUCAGCCUGUUGGACAGCAGCGAUGAAGAACACGAUGAUGAGGAUGAGGAGGAGGAGGAGGAGGAGGAGAGGGAAGCUUCUGAAGAGGAGGAUUUGGGGCCCGGUGUGGAGCAGAGAGGAGAACCCUCCAGCAGGUCAGAACCAGCAGCUGGAUCGGCCCAAGGACUGUUUAUGAUCGACACGCGACCCGGACAGGACGCCAACGAGCAGUACUACCACGACGGGCGGCGGGAGGAGGAGGCCGCCACGAGUAAAGGAGGCGAGCAGGAGGAGGACGAGGAGUUUGUGGAUGAAGAGGACGAGGAGGAGGACGAUGAAGACGCACAGAUCCUGUUCUCCAGCAGAAACACUCGACUGAAAGAGAUGUCCAGCCGUAUUGACCCCGGCAUCAGAGUGAAGCAGCUCGGGGGGUUAUACAUCAGUUUUGAUGGCAGCAAAUCAAAACCCGUCUCCAGUUCGCUGCAAAAACUAAAGGAAAAGAAGAUCCAAGAUGAGGUGAUGAAGAAGAGCGUGAUUGGACCAGACUUUGAAAAGAAAGACGCGGUGCCUCCGUACACUGAAUCCAAACAGAAAGCAAAGUUAAAACGCAGAGUGGAGAGGGAGAAGACUACAGGAGACGGCUGGUUCAAUAUGAAGGCCCCGGAAAUGACUCAGGAGCUGAAAGGAGACCUGCAGGUUCUGAAGAUGAGAGGCUCCAUGGACCCCAAGAGGUUCUACAAGAAGAACGACCGGGACGGCUUUCCCAAAUACUUCCAGGUCGGUACGGUGGUGGACAACCCAGUGGACUUCUAUCAUUCCCGUAUUCCCAAGAAGGAGAGGAAGAGGACGAUGGUGGAGGAGCUGCUGGCUGACGCUGAGUUCAGACAGUAAGUUGAGGUUUAAAAAGUCCCUG
Molecule: messenger RNA, 2613 nt
Organism: Stegastes partitus (bicolor damselfish)
Lineage: Eukaryota; Metazoa; Chordata; Actinopteri; Pomacentridae
Gene: dnttip2
Product: deoxynucleotidyltransferase, terminal, interacting protein 2
Exons: 6
Coding region: 15-2591 (858 amino acids)
Biological process (GO): RNA processing
Cellular component (GO): nucleolus
Molecular function (GO): RNA binding
Source: RefSeq, a predicted model, not a curated record